This is a messenger RNA of Symsagittifera roscoffensis, 1308 nucleotides long. Its product is annotated as pseudouridine-5'-phosphatase-like. Lineage: Eukaryota; Metazoa; Xenacoelomorpha; Acoela; Convolutidae. Gene Ontology annotation, molecular function: phosphatase activity. Bases 104 to 790 code for a protein of 228 amino acids. The record is from RefSeq and is a predicted model, not a curated record. The transcript has 5 exons.
AAAUGGACACAGGGUGAACUUGAUUGCACAUGAAAUCUAAUACGACCACAUAAUACCCUUGACCCUUAUAUUUGUCAUCGACCUUUGAUCACGUGGUCUCACCAUGGGCAGUGAUGGUGACAUGGAGAUAAGUCACGUGAUAUUCGACAUGGAUGGACUGUUGUUAGACACAGAGAACAUCUAUUCGGCUGCCACUCAGAAACUAUGCGACAGGUUCGGCAAGAUAUAUUCGUUUGACAUCAAGAGACAGAUUAUGGGUAUGCGUGGGAAUGAAGCCUCACAGGCCAUAAUAGACAAACUGCAGUUGGACAUCUCGCUGGCUGACUUCAUGGCAGAAAUAGAAGCAACUUUGCCAGAGAUGUUCAAAGUUGCCAGUAGUAUGCCUGGAGCUGAAAAACUAGUGAGACAUCUACACGCACACAACAUCCCAAUAGCAGUAUGCACAGGGUCGAACCAGGUCAACCUGGGCCUGAAGACAACAAAACACAAGGACAUGUUCACACUGUUUCAUCAUGUGGUCACGUGUUCUGAUGAUCCACAAGUACAGUUUGGCAAGCCACACCCACAGCCCUUUCAAGUCACUCUGUCCAGGUUUGACGCCGCAGACACAAUCAAACCGCACAAGGUGCUCGUAUUUGAAGACUCUCCCAAUGGAGUCCUGUCUGCAAAGGCCGCCGGAAUGAGGACAGUGAUGGUUCCAGAUCCCAGACUAGAACAAGAGUUUCGCCAGGAUGCUGACUUGGUACUAGAAACACUUCUGGACUUCACUCCUGAACGUAUACCAACUUAGAAUACUGAGCCACUCUGUGCAGUGGUUCUGGAUUGUUUUCGAAUCGAUGGUUUAUAAUGAGCUACAGUUUAGUCUCUGCCGCAACGCUGCUUGCACAGCAACAGACUUUUUUCUCAUGUGUUUGACAUUUAAGGGCUCCUGAGCACGGUCCUUUUUAUCCUCCUUUUUUUCCUCAUGUUUAGAAAAAAAAUUUUGAACAAUUUCGUUUAAAUGUCGAGAAAAAAGUCACUUUCAAAAGUUGCCAGAAAGGUUUCCAACGUAGGAACUUAUUUUUGACCCAAUACAAAAGGUUCGUCCACUGUCCAAAAGUUUGUUUACGGGUUCUUGUUACAAACAAAGUUUUUAUGAAUAGGAUUAACCACUUAAUCAAAUAGCUUAUUGAAACCAAAACGAGCUCAAAAACAUAUUAGGGGAAUCUAAUUCAGUUGCUAGCGACCGGUGCAACGCUAGACCCAGGAACAAUGAAAAUUAAAUAAUAUUUGCAAUGCCUCUAUUUUUUUGGUGUAAACGUGUUGAAA